This is a messenger RNA of Cydia splendana, 1835 nucleotides long. RefSeq names its product charged multivesicular body protein 7. Gene Ontology annotation, biological process: vesicle budding from membrane; late endosome to vacuole transport via multivesicular body sorting pathway. The transcript is spliced from 10 exons. Gene Ontology annotation, cellular component: multivesicular body. NCBI's taxonomy places the organism in Eukaryota, Metazoa, Arthropoda, Insecta, Lepidoptera, Tortricidae. The record is from RefSeq and is a predicted model, not a curated record. Bases 62 to 1822 code for a protein of 586 amino acids.
GAAAAAAGCAUGGCGGAUUGUCGUUCCCGUGCUGUGUGUAUUUUUAUUUUGACGUCUCUGUAUGAACUGUCUUUGUUUUAAAUCAGCGUUAUUUAUAGAAAACUGUGCACAUUUAAACAGUGAGUGUUCAUUAAAACCCACAAUGGGUUUACCAGACACCUGUAUCACUGAGGACAAGCUUCCACAAUGCUGGUCGGACGAUGUGCGCAUGAAUGCACUUUUUGCACCUUUUCGUUUGAAAACUGCAAACCCUGAGUCUUGGGAUAUGAAGAUGAAGUUCUGGUCUGAUCUGCUGAGGCAGUAUUGCCGCUGGAAAAAGGACCCAGUGGUAUCUGCGGCAGAUUUAAAAUGCGCCUUUAUGAGGAAGGGUCGGACGCCUGCUUGCCUUGACAUUGUAGUGGAAGAAAUGUUCCGCAAUGGCGAGCUAGCACCCCUAACAAAGUACCAGCAGAUCCUGCACAACGGGCCGGAAGGUUGGGUGCGCUGGGGUGCUCGCUUGGCAUUCAAGCCGGCCGCACUGGCGUUGACUGCUGUCACCUCACUCCUGCCGGCGCGGCAGGCUAUUGACAGUGACGGGCUGCCUAAGGCCAGCAUUGAUUCCACACAGAGAUUUGUGUGCGAAAGCGCUGUGAAGGAGCAAGCAACAGAGCUUCUAGAGAACUUUCCCAAUGAUGCAGAGCGGAUAGGAACCAUAGAUGAGCUGAUGAAAAUCUGCAAGUGGCAGCAGGGCCGAGACACCUUCGAGAUGCUGCUUGGAUACCUAGUGGCCCAGGGUGCCGCUGUCAAGAAAGAUGAAGUCAUCAAACUGGCUGAGCCGAACAAGAAAGCGACGCCAGUAACAGAGACGGACGAGGCCCUGGUGCGCUUGGUAGCGGCCGAGGCGAGGCUGGAGACCGAGGCCGGCAAGCUGGCUCGCGAGGCCUCCAUCGCUGAGGGCGAGGCCAGGGCAGCCUUGCAGCUGGGCAACAGACUCGCUGCUAAGAACCACCUCCGCCGCAAACACAAGUUGCAACAACGCAUUGACCACACGGACGGCGCGCUGCAGAACGUCAAACAACUGUUACAGCAGAUGCGGGAAGUGGACACCACCACCGCCAUCGUCGACACCUACAAGGUGUCAUCGCAAGCGCUGAAGCGCGGCAUGAAAGAGGGAGGCCUCGAUGAGGACGCCGUGCACGACACUAUGGACGAUCUCAAGGAGGUGAUGGAGCAAUACAGCGAAGUGGAGAAGGCCCUCGCAGGGUCCGCAGAAGACGUGGACGCGGCCGAGUUGGAACAGGAGCUCAAGGAACUCUUGUCCGGCCCUGCAGCGCCUCCUGGCGGCGGCGAGAGGAAACAAGUCCCCGUCCCAAAAACGCCGCAGUCGAAAAAGAGCACGGAACCCGACUUCGUGUUCGACGGUGAGGAGCGAGUCAUCGCCGAGCUGAAUGAGCUGAGCGUCGAGGAUGCUUCUCCCAGGGCCCCUCGCACCAGGGUCCCUGUGGCUGAGGGCUGGGAACCUACACCCACAGCGAAACCAGAACGCAAAGCCUCUCCGAAGCCAUCUCAAAGCUGGUACCCGCCAAGCACUGAAUGCCUCCGUCCCGACACCACUUGGAACAACAACCCGGACCGGAGUUACGACGAACUACGAUUGGAUGACAGAUUACACCCCGGUCAACCUUUCAACAUUGACUUCACUUUGCCAGCGAAGCUAUACAGCUCAGAUUUCCAAGUCCGCGACCACAAGCCCCACUCCGGAGUAUGGCUCUACAACAGUAGAGACGACAACUGUAAUACUCUUAAUAACUCUUUCAGCUCUAGUACACAAUACACUAGGUAAGUGUCCUUGAAUU